Molecule: messenger RNA, 5008 nt
Organism: Xyrauchen texanus (razorback sucker)
Lineage: Eukaryota; Metazoa; Chordata; Actinopteri; Cypriniformes; Catostomidae
Product: ralBP1-associated Eps domain-containing protein 2-like
Exons: 19
Coding region: 143-2125 (660 amino acids)
Biological process (GO): endosomal transport; endocytosis
Cellular component (GO): plasma membrane; cytoplasm
Molecular function (GO): calcium ion binding; protein binding
Source: RefSeq, a predicted model, not a curated record
UCAGCAGAGUUUAUCUUCAGUUGAGUUUGUGUGUAAAAUGUAUUAGAGUACCGCAGAGAAGACGCGCCGCCCUCCGCCACAGGGCCACGGAGGGGCCGCGCGUGCGUCUGGAGAUCCGGCGUGUGCUGCUGUGCGCGCGGGGAUGGAUCAGGGAGCUACCGCGGGCACCGGAGGGACCUUCAUUUCCCUGAGCGACACUGAGCAGAGAUGUUACUCGGGGCUCUACGCGCUCUGCCAGCCCGACAGCACAGGCAAACCAGCGGCGGGGAAGGUGGCGGAGCUGUUCCGGGCGUCGCAGCUGCCGGCGGAGACUCUGCAUCAGAUAACUGAGGUGUGUGGCGCUAAGCGGCUAGGCUACUUCGGAUGUGGACAGUUCUACAUAGCUUUAAAGCUGUUGGCCGCGGCGCAGACUGGUCUGCCGGUACGUCUGGAGAGCAUCGCAGGAGAACUUCCUCUGCCUGUGUUUGUGGAAAUAAUGAACGAGCCUGAGAUGCGUUACCCCAAUCAUACCUCGACCAAUGAGGGUCAGACUCAAAUUCAAGGCUUGGUUACAAGCUCCGACCCUUGUGCCUCUGCAGACAGGCCUGCCGUCAGACACCCUGAUACCAGCGUGGAAAAACAGGAGGCGUGGUCUCCACCACAGUCACCUGACGUGUCCCCACCCCACUCGCCAUCAACAUAUCACUACUAUCCAUACGGUGCUCAAAGGAAUGGAGCAGAAGCACUACUGGCUUAUGAUGGUAAAUUGCAGAUUUGUUCCAGCGUUCCUCAGGAAAACUCAUCUCCCAGUCACUAUUCCAUCAAACUCCAGUUGGAGCAGCCGGCCAUCGCACGGGUUCCAUCUGUUGAGCGUUUGGUGGAGAGGAAUGAGAUUGAUUACUCAGACGACCCCUGGCGAAUAACAGAGGAACAGCGUCAAUACUACACCAACCAGUUCAGGAGUCUGCAGCCUGACCUCAGCGCUCUCAUACUGGGGACGGUUGCAAAAAACUUCUUCACCAAAUCGAAGCUUCCCAUUCCAGAGCUGUCUCAUAUAUGGGAGUUAAGUGAUGUAGACAGAGAUGGCGCCCUCACUUUUCCAGAGUUCUGCACUGCGUUUCAUCUGAUUGUGGCUCGUAAGAACGGCUUCCCUCUUCCUGAAACACUCCCACUCACGCUUAGACCGGGUUUUGUGACACAGGGCGUGGUUACAGCGCCACCAUCUGAGGUGACUCAACCGCUGAUUGUCUUUAAUGACAAUAUGACGCCUAGAGCCAGUCAACUGGAAAUGAGAUCUGUUGAUCUUCAGAUGACCCCUUUACCAGGUGUGUCCACUUCUAAACAUGACACGAGGGAAGAGAGCGGGAAUUCGGAAUUCAGUCCAAAGAGACUUCCAGAUCCUCAGGAGAAGCCAACACAGCAAUUCAGCACUUUAAAACCAGAUUCUCCACAAGAGCAUGAUGCAAUUAUGAAGUCAAGAACACGGCCCAGGUCGUAUUCCAGCACCUCUAUAGAUGAUGCCAUGAAAAAGGUGGAGGAACCGCCCACCCCUCCUCCCCGACCCCAGAAAACUCACUCCCGAGCCUCCUCGCUUGACCUCAACAAACUCCUCCAACAGAGCGGCCAAGGUUGUAUAUGUGGUUGGUUGCUGCCUCCUCCAGCUCUCCCUCCACGACCUCCAGCCACACAGAUCAUCAACUUUCACCCUGGCACAGACGAGAAGGCCGUGCAGCAGCCAAACUUUGCAGACUUCAGCAGGUUUAGGGAGGAGCAGGAAACCAGUCCACCUCCUCAAACCAUAAGACCUGGGAUGAGAGGCGGUCCCUGCAUUGAAGAUCUAGCACCUUCUAAAACGGAUUCUACAGGGUUACUCCAAGGCCACACUCCUCAGAAGCCAGUACGAAGAAAGCUCCACCCUGAAAGCCAGAGUGCCACGCCCCCCUCGGCCACGCUGACCAAAUCUACACAGAGGUUGCUUCCCAAACAGAAGAGAGAGAUCCAGAUGGCCAUAAGAAAGAACCGAGAAACCAACGCAGUCCUGACUCGCCUCAACAGUGAACAUCAGCAACAGCUAAAGGUUGUGCAUCGGGAGCGAGUUACUUUGGAAUCCCAGUUGGAGUUACUACGGCCCAUGGCAUCAACCUGACCCAAAACUCACACCAACACACCCACACACACACACACACACACACACACACACACACACACACACUCUUUCUGUUUUGUCUUUCUACACACACACCUUUCAAUAUGAUGAUGGCAGAAGCGGAUUUCAUAUGAACCAGGAGCUAUAACACAGUCACAUGAUAGGAAGCUCACUUUAAGAGACCAAACAUUUGGGACGCCACAAACAUUGGCAAAAACACAGGUAGAGGAUUUAUCUCAAUAAAGGAGGAGAACAGGAAGAAUUACACAAAGUUUGUUCUGUCAAAAACAGACCAGUUUUGUUUGUUCAAGCCGGUUUUUACAGCACAAUUACUUAAAGUAUCAGUAAAACAAGAUAAUUGUACUUGAGAAGCAAUAUUGUUUAAGAUCAUACGCAUUGUUUUCAGAGAGUAUAUCUUGAAAUUAGUGUGUUUCUUACCAUAUUGGUUAAAUCGUUUAUUAUUAUUAUUAUUAUUGUUUUAAAUGACUUUUCAUUUAGUGAUAUGUAUGCCUAAAACAAGAAAAAGAUAAUAUGCCAAUGAGAAAAAUUUAUUAUUUCAAGAUGUACUCUCUGAAGUGAAUAUACAUUGUUGUUGGACAACUACACGAAUGCAUCAUGAAAUAAUAACCGUAAUUUAAUUAACGUGACUCUUUGAUGCCAUUCCUGUUUCUCCAAGAAUAAACUUAUAAUGGUGAUUCUCACACAGACAUGUUUAGGCCGCAUAUUUCACCCCAAAUUAAAAAGAAAUGAUUCUCUUAUUAUUUGUAAGAUGUGUUGCAUUGACGUUUCAUGACAAUCAAGCACAUCAUGUUUCUGAAAUUUCCCCCAUUCCAUUAUUCUCAAUGUUGAUUCUCACUAGAUUCACUGUACAAUAACAUAAGACAAAUUUUAAUCUGCAUAAAUUUUAACAUGAUGUAUAAAUACACUCUAAUUUAAAUAAUCAUUAUACAUAAUAUAAUCAAUCAAAUAUUAUUCUAAAAUAAAAAUGUAAUUAGACAGACAGACAGACAGACAGACAGACAGACAGACAAUAGACAGAUAGACAGACAGACAGACAGAUGAAUGAUAGACAGACAGACAAUAGAUAGAUAGACAGACAGACAGACAAUAGAUAGAUAGAUAGAUAGACAGACAGACAGACAGACGAUAGAUAAAUAGACAGACAGAUAGAUAGAUAGAUAGAUAGAUAGAUAGAUAUAGAUAGAUAGAUAGAUAAAUAGACAGACAGAUAGAUAGACAGACAGACAGAUAGAUAGAUAGAUAGAUAAAUAGACAGAUAGAUAGACAGACAGAUAGAUAGAUAGACAGACAGACAGAUAUCUGCUUUGGCAAUAUUGUAUUGUUUACAUUCAUGCCAAUAAAGCCCCUUUGAAUUGAAUUGAUAGAUAGACAGACAGACAAUAGAUAGAUAGACAGACAAUAGAUAGACAGACGAUAGAUAAAUAGACAGAUAGACAGACAGACAGAUAGAUAGAUAGAUAGCUAGAUAGAUAGAUAGACAGACAGACAGACAAUAGAUAGAUAGAUAGAUAGACAGACAGACAGACAGACGAUAGAUAAAUAGACAGACAGAUAGAUAGAUAGAUAGAUAGAUAGAUAGAUAGAUAAAUAGACAGACAGAUAGAUAGACAGACAGACAGAUAGAUAGAUAGAUAGAUAAAUAGACAGAUAGAUAGACAGACAGAUAGAUAGAUAGACAGACAGACAGAUAUCUGCUUUGGCAAUAUUGUAUUGUUUACAUUCAUGCCAAUAAAGCCCCUUUGAAUUGAAUUGAUAGAUAGACAGACAGACAGACAGACGAACUAUAGACAGACAGACAGACAGAUAGAGAGAUAGAGAUAGAGAGAUAGAGAUAGAUAGAUAGAUAGAUAGAUAUAGAUAGAUAGAUAGAUAGAUAGAUAGAUAGAUAGAUAGAUUAUAUAAGCAUAGAUGUGUAAAUAAUUGUAACUUUUUAGUUUUAUAUAUAUUAUUUAAAUAAUAAUGUAUUUAAAUAUGAAUAAAUACACAUCAUUUUAUUUGGUCCUAAAAAUUGCAUUUAUUCUCUUUAAGCAAAAUAUAAUUUCUUCUGUCUUUCUUUUUGGUUUUGGGGUAAAUUAUGGCCCAGACAUGAAACCACAACAGGUCUCCAGAGAUUCACCCAUAAAGAACACUGGUAAAGACUUCAGCUCUGAAUAAUCAUUAUUGUGUAAGCUGGAAAUACAUUUGUAAAGAUGUGGAAUGUUUUGUCAUAAAGACUCCUUAAAUCUGAAUGUGUGUGUGUUCGUGCAUGAAGCUGAAUGUUUACGCCGAUAAGGUGGCGAAAACUGCAUUUUAUUUUACACGGUUAGUUUUGAUAGCAUGUUUUAUGCGAGUCUAUUGACUGGAACGUCAUUUUGAAUGCCACAUGUACAUGAACAUCAGUGCAAAUAAAUGAGGAGGAUCCAUUGAUUGUGCUCCUACAGAAUUAUAAAGACCUUGGGUGUCACAUAUUUUACAUUUGUCAAAAAUGAAUUAUUUUAUACAUUUCCUUUUUUUAUUGCUCGUAAAAUCUUAAACUAUUAUUUCUAACUUUUCAUUAAUUUCACAAGCUUUUUGAACUAUUCUAUAAAAUCAACAUGGGUAUAUAAUUACUGUACAUGUAAUUAUGAAGUGUCCAAUAAAAAGUUAUCAAAUGAAAACCAGCGACUGCAAAAAAGUAAAUAAAAUGUCUGUAAUUUGUUUUUGAAGUGUGCUAAAUAAUUUUACUAUGCAAAAUAUUGUCAUGAUUUUGCAGGCCAGGCUUGUUGUUGGCUGUGUUGUGUGUUUUAUUUGUAUACUGAUAAUAUGAAUCAAGCUGAACUUCACAUACACUGUGUUCUGAUACAGGAAUGUGAUGUCUGUGUCAAUAAAACAAUGUAAUUAUGG